GCCGCGCAGCCGUGGGCUUCCGUCCCCGAAAUUUUUGGUAAACUUGGAAGACCGUGCCGCACGCAGUCUCGCGCCAAUCUCGCGCCUAGCCAGGCCGCAACGGACGGCACCCCACGACCAAUUGCCGGACUUAUCCAAUUCGCCUUCCGAUCUUCUCGCGGCUCCUCCGACGACGCCGGUCAACCACACUUAAAAAUGACAGCAUCUGCGCUGAGCAAGUGGCCAACGUGCCUGGCAUGCUUGCGCCGACUUGCACAACCCUUUGGCACCUCUGCCGCCAGGCACGGCGAGCCCCGCGCGCGUGCCGUACCGGUGAUCCGGCCCAUUGUCCACACCCAGACCCGAGCCGCGUCACACCGGAUGCGCCUUCAAGACCAGGGCGUGGUUGUCCGCCUGCUCGAGGACAUUCCAAAGUUCGGUCGCAAACAUGCUAUUUUCCGCAUUGAGCGCGGCCGUAUGCGCAACGAGUGGUUCCCCAAGAACAAGGCAGAGUACAUGACGCCUGCUCGCUUCCAAGAGCUCGGUCUUACACGCGACGCCAUUGGCGAGGUCGACCGCUCCUUCGUCAUUAUGAGCGCCCUUGAAGCCGCUACUAGGCCUAAGCCUGAGGAGCAAAAGACGGAAGAACCAGUCCCGGAAGUCCAGAUCUCCCAAGUCAACGUUCCGGACGUUACUCCCGAAACUGCUCAUGCCUUGCUAUCCGAGCUGAUUCCUAACACCCUCACCUUCCACCGCGAACCUGUGCCGAUUCCAAUUUCACAGCCGAAACCCGCGCUGGAGCCCAAGAUUUCGCCUCUAAUUGCCAGGCAUGUGCCGGCGUCUACGCCCGAGACUCCUUCCACUGGCGAAGCCCGGAGAGCCAUCUUUGGCUCCGUCUCAAGCAGCGAUAUUCUCAACCAGAUCAAGGCCCUGGUUUCUGGCCACGAGGAAGCUAGUCGCAUUGUUCUUGGACCAUCAAGCGUCAAGAUAGUGGGCUUGGCCGAGGACAAUGAUCGCAUUAGACACCUUGGUCGAUGGGAGAUUGAGAUCGCAGUUGCUAGAGCGGGUGGCCUGGACCCUGUUCGCAAAUCGGUCGAGAUCCUGCCCAGCGCCCAGUGAGGACCGAACAUCUCCCAGCUUUGAGGUGGCCCGCGCACGUUACGUAGCCAAUGUGUUGUGUAUUACGGAUACACGCCCUUACGCUCGAGCCGGCAUUUCAGCUACCCAUGUAUACAUCUUGUACACUAACAGACUUCGCCCGUUUGUUCACUCAUCCCAACUAUGUACGUGGAGAUGAAUGUACUGGAUAAUUUGCACGACAUCGUAACGAAGCAUUUCAGGACGUUAAUAAUGCGAAUUCGCAUGCUAGGGUUGAGAACACCCGGCACAUAUUGUCUCAUUGCCGACAUCAAAGUGUAUGCUGGGCCAGAAGAAUAAACAUUUUCCAAAACCCAUCCUAUUCUUUCCGCAAUAGAUCUCAUGGCCUGCAACUAAUCGGCACAGCACCGCUUUGCCGCACACUCGUGUUCUGGCAUGUAAAGGAAAGCGACCCCAGGGCAGCAGUAAGCCCUCUCCUUAGGCUUCGACUGCCUAGCGACCUGACUACUUGUCAUCCUAUCUCGCAGCUGACGUCUGUACUACAUAGUGAUUCCCUGAUUUUCUUCUUGCUAAAAUGGUUGCGAAUAGUGGCAUUUUGGUUCCGCGCCCCUUCCUGACCGCAGCGGGCCUACAACCCGUUAGUGCAUGGGUUUGAAAUGUGGUCAAGGCCCUAUCAGAGAUUCUAUCUCGUUGCGAACCUCAGAAUGAGUCUGCGAUGGCUGUAGAAUAGCCUGAUCAUUUCUUGCAGCAAUGGUCAUGCUUUCACCCUCCGCUGAAAUACUGUUUGUUUGCUGGGGAGUUUCCUGCAGAGACUCAUCUUUGAGCUUGUCUGUGGGGGACAUGUGUUGUUGAGCUGCAUUCGUUGGAGCCGAGCUGUUGUUGUCUGCCGGAACCGCACGGAGGGAGUUUGUCUCGCUUGCAAGGGCGCUUUCACGACCCCUCGACGAGGCGCCAAUCACAAACGGUAGGGUCUUCCUGGAACCCGUACUGGACCGACGGCUCUCGAGACUUUUGGAUAGUGUCUUGCUGACGCCUUCGAUUCCCAACGGCGUGCCUCCACGUCCAGUGAGCCCUCGUGCUUUAGAAAUAUGCCCCUGUGUCCGCAUAUCGGCCAUUGCUUCGACAUUGUUUGCCGCAACAGUGCUCUUGGCCAAGCCUGGCGUGGAUGGGGCCCCGGGCUUGUCUUCAACAGCUUCGAUUAAAUACCAUCGUAGGCCAUCGGAAAGGUCAAACGGGUUAUCGUUCUCAUCGUCAUCAAGAGACUCCGUUUCUCCCCUGGCACCAUCUUUUCUCGUCUCCCCUGCCUGGUCAUGCUGUAGGGAUUUGGAUAAAUCCACCACCCGCUCUUGAAUGCGCAUGAUUCGGGCAACAAGCCAUUCACGGUUGCGCAAACGAUGCGAAUCCUGCUCACGUAAAAAAUAAUGUGGAAACCCAACGUUGAAAGCAGCCCAAGCGCCCGUCGACUGAUUCCGCGUAGGAAGGAACAAAGCAAGGUCGCCCUCCUUAAAGUGUUUGAAGGCAAUCUUGUCAUGAGCCUCCUUCUGGAAGCUGUGUGCUUUCUCGCGGUACGCUCGCGCCUCUCGUUGCAGCUUUCGUGCCAUAUGCUCAACAUCCUUGACACGCCGGUACACCGCAUCCGCAAAGACGUCCAUGUCAAGCGAACCAAUUAAGCCCAUGAAGAUCUUGUACUUUUCAACCUCAGCCUCCGGAGUUGCACUACUCAUCCAUUGCAGCAGCUCCAGGUCCGCAUUGUCAGUCACGGGUCGGGCGUUGAGCGUACUGGAACGACGGAGUGAUGAGCUUGGGUCUGAAUCAUUCGGGUUCGCGGUCGUUGCUAAUGAGCGCUCAGAUCGAGGUGUUCUCUGAAUGUGCAUGGUACCAUCCUCCUCACGGGAAAUGGAAAACCCAAGCCGCUCAAGCAAACGAGUAAGGCGGUCGUUCUGUGACCAGAGAAGUUGUGUCAGAUCCUUGGCACAUUCGGUACGUGAUUCAAGCCGUAUGGAGAGUUCUGAUAGUUGCAUCUGGGUUUGGUGAAGCUUUGCUUUGAAACGCGUCACCUCUUCCUCCAUCUUCUGCACUUGGGUUUGUCCAGCGGCUAGUUCCUCCGUCAUGGAAGCGAGGUUUUGUUCCUCGUCUUCUAGCCUUUUCCGCAUGUACUCGGACCCAGUUUCGCCGUCGGCAAUCUUGACCCGAAAUUCAUGUAACUGUUCACGUCCAUGAGCUAGUUCGCCCUCCAUGGCAACGACUUUCGCCCUUUCUUCUGAAAACUUCUCGCGGAGGCGCAACGAGACCGAUUCCUCUUCCGUGAGUCUAUCCUUGGUAAAGUCCAUCUCCGAGCGAAGCGUCCUGAUGUUGUUUUGCAACGUAUCCACGUUGAGCUUCAUGAGGGACAUGUCCCCCUCCACGCCUUGCUUUGUGUUCAGAAUAUCAGCAGCCUUUCCGGUGAUUCCUUCCAAGAGAUCAGGCAACUCGGUAGGAACGUCAUCAGCAGGCGCCAGACAUUCCCAUAUAUCCUCCAGUGCCUGUCUAUACUUUUGCUUAUCCUCAGUCACAGCUUCCAGUCGCUUGCUGAGCACUCUGAUCUCAUCCUGGGCAGCUCGAAGUUCGAUAUCCUGCGCCGCAAUACGCUCACGUUGUAGCCUUGCCUCAUUCUGCAAAAGCACCACCUGGUCAUCCGCUUUCAGAGAAUCAUCUCGUCUUUCCCUGGUAAGCCGCUCCACCUCAAGCUCAAGAAAGUGAACCUUUUCGUCAUAUGAUGCCUUCUCGUUUUCUCGCGACUCGCCAAAGUGUUCGAUCUCAUCUUCUGUGUACUCAAGCCUAGCCUUUAGCUGUUUGACCUCUUCUUCGAGAGACUUUCGCUCUUCUGUGAACUCCCGUUUGAGUGCUUCCAUAUUUUGCAGGAGAUCCUUCUUGGUGGAGUUGGCUUCGUCCAUCUGGCCUUUUAGAUCGUUAUGCAGUGUCGUCAAUGCGUUGAUUUCUCUCUCUAGAACCACGCAUCGCUCUCUCUCGGUGUUCAGUUCGGUCUCU
Neurospora crassa OR74A is the source of this 4104-nucleotide messenger RNA. RefSeq lists its product as hypothetical. Gene Ontology annotation, cellular component: ribosome; mitochondrion. Gene Ontology annotation, molecular function: structural constituent of ribosome. The transcript is spliced from 3 exons. The record is from RefSeq and is a predicted model, not a curated record. Lineage: Eukaryota; Fungi; Ascomycota; Sordariomycetes; Sordariales; Sordariaceae. The coding region runs from base 196 to 1098 and encodes 300 amino acids. Gene Ontology annotation, biological process: translation.